Humulus lupulus (European hop) is the source of this 3331-nucleotide messenger RNA. RefSeq names its product protein argonaute 5-like. The transcript is spliced from 21 exons. Gene Ontology annotation, molecular function: RNA binding; protein binding. Gene Ontology annotation, cellular component: cytoplasm. Bases 75 to 3005 code for a protein of 976 amino acids. The record is from RefSeq and is a predicted model, not a curated record. Gene Ontology annotation, biological process: regulatory ncRNA-mediated post-transcriptional gene silencing. NCBI's taxonomy places the organism in Eukaryota, Viridiplantae, Streptophyta, Magnoliopsida, Rosales, Cannabaceae.
UUCAUUUCCUUCUAUAACUGCUUUCUCUCUCUCUCACUCACUCACUCACUCACAACACUCCAGUAAAAUCUGAAAUGUCGGGUCGGGGUCGCGGUCGUGGUGGUGGUGGACGGCGAUCGGAUAAUCGUCCCGAUCAGCCGGCUUCUUCUCAGACAUUUCAGCCGGGAGGAGGGCGUGGUGGUGGAGGCCGGAGAGGACGUGGUGGAAGAACUUCCGAUUAUGCUUCAACUCCUGCACGACCGCCGCCUGUUGUGCAUACUUCCUCGCCGAUUUUUCAGCCUUCGACGUCUUCGACUCCUGCGCCGGCGCCGUCGCAUGCUUCUGCCUCUUCGACGGCUGCUUCGUUGAGCAGUGGUGUACAAAAUCUCACAUUGCAAGAUUCGAAAGCGACUGCGAACCUUCCGCCGGCGUCAUCGAAAUCUUCGAGGUUUGCGGUGAGGCCGGGUUACGGUACGGUUGGUAAGAAGUGUGUCGUCAAAGCUAAUCAUUUCAUAGUCCAAGUUGCUGACAGGGAUCUGUGUCAUUAUGAUGUAUCGAUAAGUCCUGAAGUAAAAUCAAAGAAGGUAAGCCGUGACAUUAUCAAACAGCUGGAUACUCUCUACCGUGCCUCUCAUUUGGCUAAUCUGAGAGUUGCUUAUGAUGGCGGGAAGUCUAUCUACACUGCUGGGGAGUUGCCAUUUGCCUCCAAAGAUUUUAUUAUAAAGUUGUCUGACAAUGAUAGAGAAGCUGGAAGCUCUAGUACCAGGAGCCGUAGGGAACGUGAAUUUAAGGUGACCAUCAGGUUUGCUUCGAGGCCAGACUUACAUCAUCUGCGACAGUUUUUACAGGGCAGGCUUCUUGAUGCUCCUCAAGAGACAAUUCAAGCACUGGAUGUUGCUCUCAGAGGGGAUCCAUCGGAUAAGUAUGUUGUUGUUGGGAGGUCGUUUUUUCACCGCACACUGGGGCGUCCUGGUGAGCUUGCAGAUGGCAUAAUCUAUUGGAAAGGGUACUAUCAAAGUUUGAGGCCAAUUCAGUUGGGGCUUUCUCUUAACAUUGAUGUUUCAGCAAGGGCUUUUUAUGAAACUAUAAGGGUAUCUGAUUUCGUUUUCAAAAACUUUAAUGUGAGAGACGAUCUAAGGCCGUUGCAUGAUCAAGUCCGGCUCCAGCUAAAGAAAAAUUUGAAAGGGGUUAAAGUAGCAUGCAGUCAUUUGCAGAAUACAAGGACUUAUAAGAUUACUGGGAUAUCGACAGAGCCACUGAACAAAUUAAUGUUUACUCUUGAUGAUAAGAUGACACAGAUUUCAGUUGCUGCUUACUUUCAAGACAAGUACAAAAUCAAACUCAGAUAUGUGACAUGGCCUGCUCUGCAAGCUGGAAAGGCAGAAAAGCCUAUUUACUUACCCAUGGAGGUUUGUACAAUUGUUGAGGGGCAAAGAUACUCUAAGAAACUCAAUGAAAAGCAAGUAACCAAUCUAUUGAGGGCAACCUGUCAAAGACCAAACGACAGGGAAGAAAGCAUUUGGCGAAUUGUUAAGCAGAACAAAUACAGUGAUCAGGAACUUGUCCAGGAUUUUGGAAUUAGUGUUGCAAACAAUUUGACAAUGGUUGAUGCUAGAGUUUUGCCUCCACCAGUGCUUUUAUACAGAGGUACUGGGAGGGAGGCUACUGAGCAUCCUCGAUUUGGGCAAUGGAAUAUGUCCAAUAAAAAAAUGAUCAAUGGGGGCCAAGUUGAGUUUUGGACAUGUGUGAACUUCUCGCGUUUCAAUUCAGAUAUUCACGAUCGCUUUUGUUCAGAAUUGGUCAGUACUUGCCUCAAUAGGGGAAUGGCCUUCCAAACUAGACCAGUAAUUCCCUGCAGCGCUUGGCAAGCUAACCAAAUUGAGAGGGCUUUGAGAUCUGUUCAUGAGCAAUGCAAGAAGAUACUUGGCAACAAACAACUACAGUUGUUAAUAGUUAUCUUGCCUGAUUCUGGUGGUUCAUAUGGGAUGAUUAAACGAAUUUGUGAAACUGAGCUUGGAAUUGUUUCACAAUGCUGUGAGCCUAAACGGGCAGUGAAGCUCAAUAGACAGUAUUUGGAGAAUCUAUCCCUGAAGAUUAAUAAUAAGGUUGGCGGCCGGAAUACAGUGUUAAGUGAUGCUAUCCAUAGGAAAAUUCCUUUUGUGUCUGAUUUGCCUACAAUAAUCUUUGGUGCUGAUGUAACACAUCCACAGCCCGGAGAGGAUUCUGGCCCUUCAAUAGCAGCCGUGGUUGCUUCGAUGGAUUGGCCAGAGGUGACCAAGUAUAGAGCAUUGGUCUCCGCACAGAAGCACCGUGAGGAGAUUAUCCUUGAUCUUUAUACUUCAACUACAGAUGAUAAAAAGGGCAAAGUCCAAGGAGGAAUGAUAAGGGAACAUUUAAUUGCUUUCAGACGAUCUACUGGAGCCAAACCUCACCGGAUUAUAUUCUACAGAGAUGGUGUUAGUGACGGACAGUUCAGUCAAGUGAUGCUUCACGAGGUAGACGCCAUAAGAAAGGCUUGUUGUUCGCUUGAGGAAGGAUAUCUUCCUCGAAUUACACUUGUUAUUGUUCAGAAAAGGCAUCAUACCCGCCUUUUCCCAGCUGAUUACAACGACCGUGAUUCCAUGGACAAGAGUGGCAACAUUCAACCAGGCACUGUUGUUGAUACCCAAAUCUGCCACCCAACUGAGUUUGACUUCUACCUUAACAGUCAUGCUGGAAUUCAGGGAACCAGUCGGCCUACUCACUACCAUGUCUUGUUUGAUGAGAACAAAUUCAAUGCUGAUGCCUUGCAAGUUCUCACCAACAAUCUCUGCUACACGUACGCAAGGUGCACCCGAUCGGUCUCCAUCGUUCCUCCGGCUUAUUACGCUCAUCUGGCUGCAUCUCGUGCCCGCCACUACAUCGAAGGAGAUGUUUUCGAUGAAGAGUCAUCAGCAAGUGGUAGUGGUGGUGGAGCUGGUGGUCCAAGAGCCUACCGUCUUCCAGGGAUCAAAGACAACGUUAAAGAUGUGAUGUUCUAUGUCUAAGGAUCAAGUAAGUUUUAGUUCUUGCUAGCAGUAACGUUCAAACUUCUUUUUGUUCUUUUUGGACUUGAUGAACUUUAUACACGUGAGAACACACCAUAGAGGUGAAAAUGACAAGUGUAGAGGCAUGAAGUCUUUUUUUGGGCAGUAGUGUAGUGGUACAUAUAUGCUCUUCUGCAAAAUGUAAAGAGACCACAGACACAACAGUUUCAACUAUGAACGUAUUUUGGAACUAAUUGCUUACAAGUAUUUUGUGCAUGUGCAUUUUGAAGUUUUAAGUAAAACUUUUUAAGUGUGAAUGCUAUAUGAUACUAUUCCUUUUUUUUCCC